Messenger RNA from Rhinolophus ferrumequinum (greater horseshoe bat), 938 nucleotides. It is a transcript of the gene UCHL3, whose product is annotated as ubiquitin C-terminal hydrolase L3. NCBI's taxonomy places the organism in Eukaryota, Metazoa, Chordata, Mammalia, Chiroptera, Rhinolophidae. The transcript is spliced from 7 exons. Gene Ontology annotation, biological process: protein deubiquitination; ubiquitin-dependent protein catabolic process. Gene Ontology annotation, cellular component: cytoplasm. The record is from RefSeq and is a predicted model, not a curated record. Bases 108 to 938 code for a protein of 276 amino acids. Gene Ontology annotation, molecular function: cysteine-type deubiquitinase activity.
GGGGCGGUGGGGUGGAAGAGCCCAGGUCAAGGCGCGCGGGGGCGGAAGCGGCCGCGGCUGCGACGGCGACGGCUGUCAGAGCUGCAGAGUGGCCCGGCGGAGCUGCCAUGGAGCGUCAGCGCUGGCUGCCGCUGGAGGCCAAUCCCGAGGUCACCAACCAGUUUCUCAAACAAUUAGGUCUACAUCCUAACUGGCAAUUUGUUGAUGUGUAUGGAAUGGAUCCUGAACUCCUUAGCAUGGUACCAAGACCAGUGUGUGCAGUAUUACUUCUCUUCCCUAUCACAGAAAAGUAUGAAGUAUUCAGAACAGAAGAGGAGGAAAAAAUAAAAUCUCAGGGACAAGAUGUUACAUCAUCAGUGUAUUUCAUGAAGCAAACAAUCAGCAAUGCCUGCGGAACAAUUGGACUGAUCCAUGCUAUUGCCAACAAUAAAGAGAAGAUGCACUUUGAAUCUGGAUCAGCCUUGAAAAAAUUCCUGGAGGAGUCUGUGUCAAUGAGCCCUGAAGAACGAGCCAGAUACCUGGAGAACUAUGAUGCUAUUCGAGUUACUCAUGAGACCAGUGCCCAUGAAGGUCAGACUGAGUCGUCCUCGCCAUCCUCAUCACAGCCUCAUUCUAGCCACUGCAGAACGAAGGCCUCAUCAUUGUGUCACCAUGCAUCCCUGCCCUGGGUCAAACGUAACCAUGUAGACCCUGCAAAGGCUACCAGUCCAUCUCUCCGUCUUCGUCGCUGGCGACCCUUCUUACGCCUACCAUCUUUGGGUCUCCAUUCUGUUGUAAGUGUAGUCAAUCUUCCAUCUCUUCUUCCAGUGACAAGGACAGUCCUUUUUAUUCCCUUAAACUUCUUCCGUCUUCAAAGUGCUUUCCUCUUGGUUCACUCAACCAUUAGCUUUCUCUCCCCCAAUAAGAUUGCAAACAUACCUCUAUGCUUUGCAGUCUAG